AUGAAGGGAAGAGGAGGGAAGAGUUAAGGAGAGUCGAUUAGAGUUGAUUAGAGAAAAAAAUAUCGUGUGUCUGUUCCAUUGUCUUCUUCGCCGCGUUACGGCUAGGGCUGCGAAGAAAUCACUUAUUUUCGAGUUUCAAACUGACAAGAAAACAGCGUGAUGCGACCAGAUCCUCUUCCAUAAUGCGACUGAGGUACAUGACAUCAUUUUGUAGAGCUGGUUAUGUAAGCACGUGUUCGCUUCAAAGAGCGUUUCUGUCUUCAGAGGCUCCUCAUUCCAGUAAGACCCUUGAAGGCGGCAAAAAUUUGGAUAGCGAAAAGAAGACAAAGAGCAACGGAGAUACUGCAGUGGCUGUGAGAUUAUUUGAAGUCAUCAAAAAAUAUGCUAAAUCCCGUGAUGUACAAACCAAAACCGAAUUGCUAAAAUCAUACUGCGACUGGGGACUUUAUGAUCAAGCUAUGAAAAUUGUGCGAUCCAUUGUCAAUACCAAGGUUUACGAAACAGAUUCUUAUGACGUGGUAAUAAAAAGUAUGAUAGGGCGUGGACAGAUAGAAAGAGCCUUACAGGUCUUCGAGGAGAAAUUGGAGAGGCAACAAAACUUUCCAACCAGAACAUGCGUAGGUAAUAAAGACUUUGGAGAAUUGAUUGAACUACUUCUCAAUCGCGAAAAUCUAUUCGUUAAGGGGAAAAAUUUUGAUGGGCAUCGUCAUUAUAAAACGUCACAGAUGGUGUUUCGUUAUAUUCAACAAAGGGGCACAAGGUUACCUGUAAGAUUAAUUCGUCUAAUUCACUAUUGGCUUUUGUGUGAUCCACAUAAGUCCUGGACUUGGCAGCACUGCACAAUCAGUGAAGCAGGGAAAUGCUCUGCCUGUGGACAUAUGUUGAUAAAACAAUCACCUCAAGAGGAUUUACACCAGUUGCAAAAGGAAAUUGUAAAGCUGAUUGAAAUUUGGCCAAAGUCUACUUUUCAACCGACAGAUAGAAAUUUAGAAUACCAGAGGACUCAAGAGAUACAAACACUGAAGACAUUUGUUAAAGCAAAGGGACCAUUUGAUGUCAUUAUAGAUGGCUGGAAUGCCAUGAAUGUGUACUCUGGUGCAGAAACAAUCACUUAUACAGACAAGCUUAUAGAGGUAGCAAGUCACUUUGCCCUGCAAAAGAAGAAUGUUGUGGUUGUAUUAUCUGAGACAGGCUCAUUAUCUCAGAAACUCUUGAGGUAUCUUAAUCGAGCAAUCAGGGAUCUCAGAACUGUUAAUUGUCAUGUUUUUGUGAGCAGGUUUGAGAAUGAUGAUUUGUACCUUUUGUAUGCCGCAGCUAUGAGUGGAUUGGGACAUGUCGAGGUUGUAACCAAUGAUAAACUCCGAGAUCAUCGCCUCUUAUUACCAGCAGAAGUAGGGUGGACAUUCUCAAGAUGGGCAAGGUUAAACUGUGUAACUUUUACAAGUGAAAAAAAGGAAAAAUUGCAAUUUUUCAGACACAAAGUUGACCCUGUGGUGCAGUACAAUGGGAAUUCAUGGCAUUUUCCUGUUUCUGAUGAAACAUGGAGGUGUUCAAGGAGAUCACAACGUUAUAAAAGUUUAUAUUAGAUGCACUUUUUUAAAAGCUGUGUAAAAUGGAAAAUAUUGAAACUAGUUUAUUGAGUUAAAACCAAAUAGGUCCUCAAGUAAACAAAUGUAAGAGGUUAAUCUUGUGGAUAUUUGAUGAGAUUCAUGCCACCAUGUGGCACUUCUGUAAAUGUUAUCAGGGCUUGAAAUUAAAAAGAAUUCUCAGUCACAAUUUGUGAGUAAUUGCUAAAGUUUAGCUGCAAGUUUGAAAAUUUUAGUUGCAAAAGUAACCUACUUCUACUGGAACCAGAAAUUAGAAACAAAGAUUUCCUAGAAAUUUCACGAGCGCUGCAGGGCGUGGUUUCAGAAAAAGUGCACCCAUGAUACAUUUGUCAGCAAGAAAUCAAUGAUAAAAGUCACAUAUA
This is a messenger RNA of Stylophora pistillata, 1969 nucleotides long. RefSeq names its product mitochondrial ribonuclease P catalytic subunit. Gene Ontology annotation, cellular component: mitochondrial ribonuclease P complex. Gene Ontology annotation, molecular function: protein binding; ribonuclease P activity. Lineage: Eukaryota; Metazoa; Cnidaria; Anthozoa; Scleractinia; Pocilloporidae. The record is from RefSeq and is a predicted model, not a curated record. Gene Ontology annotation, biological process: tRNA 5'-leader removal; mitochondrial tRNA 5'-end processing.